This is a messenger RNA of Cordyceps fumosorosea ARSEF 2679, 654 nucleotides long. RefSeq lists its product as hypothetical. The coding region runs from base 1 to 654 and encodes 217 amino acids. The transcript has 3 exons. The record is from RefSeq and is a predicted model, not a curated record. NCBI's taxonomy places the organism in Eukaryota, Fungi, Ascomycota, Sordariomycetes, Hypocreales, Cordycipitaceae.
AUGUCUAACCAAAAGAAGUUGAGCUCCUCUGCCCCGGAGAAACCCGACUCCGGCUCCCCUGUUCAUGGAGCGUCUGAUGAAUCCGUCAUUGCCCGUGGAAUCGGUGGAAUCAAGGAUAUGGAGCAGCUCCGACCAGUGCAUCCAUUCUCUUGGUGGUGGCCGCCGCGAGGCAUGGCCAACGGCCUAUACCGAGAUGUCUGGAUGUUCAUGUUACUGCAGCUUUGCAUUUCUGCCACACUCACGGCACUUGGUUCUGUCGCUCUCAAAACUGGUACACCCAUUACAGUUCUUGGUGCCAUCAAUACUGUCAGUGCUGGCAUUCUGGCCUUUCUCCACAACAGCGGUAUCCCCGAUCGGUAUCGCAAGGACAUGGAAGAGCUCAGGGAAGUGGAAGACCACAUUAAAGAGCUUCUAGAUUCGGGCAUUGCCCCAGCGGAGCUUUCCACGGAGCAAAUCAUUGCCGAGUGCUUUGAUCUGUAUCAAGAUGCCAAGGCUACAGUUAUGGCCAAUUUGCCAGAUACUUAUCGCCAGCGUCAAACUACACCGGUGCGGCGAACCCCUCCGACCCCAAAUCCUGGCGAGCCGACCGGCACGACUGUAGCGGGCUCGGCGCCGGGUAGCUCCUCCGCUACAAGAGCCAGUGCUGCAAAGUGA